Molecule: messenger RNA, 2412 nt
Organism: Cyclospora cayetanensis
Lineage: Eukaryota; Apicomplexa; Conoidasida; Eucoccidiorida; Eimeriidae
Exons: 3
Coding region: 1-2412 (803 amino acids)
Molecular function (GO): protein binding
Source: RefSeq, a predicted model, not a curated record
AUGAGCCUGUUCUCUCUAGAAGGGGCCCCUUGGGGGCCCUACAGCUACGCGGGGGCCCCCAGGCUCUCACCUUGCGACCAGGCAACCGCAUCUGGCACAGCUCCUUGGCCGUCCCCUGCACGCAGUCUUCGAAAGCCGGCCCCCAAGGCUCCCUUGGCGACUCUCCUGUCCACAGUGGGGGCCCUGCACAGCGGAAAUCGAGGCUGGGGCAGGGGCCCCCUGCGCUCGUUGGACCUUCCCGAGGCUCUCAGACACCGACACCUGAGCCAACCCAUGCACUGGGGACUGCACAGCCAUCGGUUUGCUGCUGCACUGCUGUCUACAGUAUAUACAGCCAACACCGACAGCACCUGCGCUCCUAUCUGCGAGCCUCAGGCGCUCUGGCCCCCAGACGAGCAUGCGAUGCAGCCUCAGCCGCACCUGCUGCAGCACAUGCUGGUGGAUCGACGCGAUUCGAGAGCCAGCGAUCCUGCCAGCUUCGCGCGUUCCCUAAGAGUCUCUGAGGCGCCUUCACAGGAGGGGGGCAUGGCGCCCGUAGUCCCUUUGUCUCCAAGAGGAGGCGGAGGAACCCGGGGGGCCCUCCCUCCUUCUCGCACGGGUGAAGUGCCAGGGGCCCCCCCCCCCUCGCAGGCAACGGCGAGCACCGAGGGCAGUCGCAACGUCUCAUGCGUUCAAUUCGCUACUGUAAACGAGGCGGUGCUCGCUCUGGGGUUCGAGUCGGGAGCGCUAGAAUUCUGGCUCCUCCCACUCCCUCCGGGGGAGGGCCCUCCCCAGGAAGGGGAGGGGGCCCCCCAGGAAGGGGCCUGCACCCCUGCGUGCCGCUGUGUAGCCGACACGAGCUCAGAACCCCCCGACGGCGCCGCCUUGGGGAGCGCUGAAGAAGACCACAGCAGCCUAUUGAAGGCUCUCCACACGCUUCACGAGCAGAAGCAGCAUUUGCAGCAGCAGCAGUCGCAGCAGCAUCUGUGCAGCACCUGGGAAGGUGCAUUACGAGGCUCUCCCGAGGUGACAGCCUUGGCUUGGCAUCCCCAUGAAUUGCUGCUGGCUGCUGCCUAUGCGGAUGGCCGCAUCGCGCUGUGGAAACUGGAGACACAGGAACUGAGUAUGAACUCUCCUGCGUCUCCGACGGCAGGCGGAGACGCAGGGGAGGCCUGCGUGACUGUGCAUCGCAUGCACACGUUUCUCUUUGCGUGCCCUGUACCAGAGCCCUCUGCAUCUGUGCAGGAGGUUCUGGGGGCCCCCUGGACAGAUGCAGAGGGCCCCUCCCCCGCAGCCGCAGCCGACGUGCUGUUACACUCCCCCACCUCUUUGGUGUGGGGUCCUGAGGGGGAAUGCCUCGUCGUCGGAAGCAGGGAGGGAGCACUUCUCUUAUGGUCUUUAGGGGCUUUGCGGCAAUACCAGCGGGCGGCUGCACUCUUGGAGGCCGGGGGGGGGGCCCCCUUGAGGGGCCCCUCCGGCCGAAGGCUGAUGGUGCCGCCUUCAGGAAAUCCAGCGUUUCUCCUCAAGAAAGAUGCCUUCUCUUCCGCUGAGAAAGUGGCAGCGCUCAGUUCUGAGGGUUCUCUGUCUCUGCACGACAGCGUUCCCAGAAUCCGAGGAGGUUCUUCUCUCAAGACUCUCAGCAACGCCUCCACACAACCCUCCAGUGCCUCGCCUCCAGACACGCCAGUGGGUAGAGACGCAGGACUAACGACUCCAGGCCCCCAGCAGCAACAGCCACAGCAAAAGCAGCAGCAGCAGCAGCAGUGUAAGACGCAGGAGAAGAUUCCUUCAGCCGUAGGAGAAGAUCCCCCUCCCUGGGGGUCCCCUAGUGCCACAGCGCCUGUACCCCAAAUCUGCGAACCCUUUGAAGGGACAGGUUCCACUCAGUGGCUGGCUCCUCCUACGGAGCCAGACGACUCGAGAUGCUUGAGGGAUGCCCACAGUCGGCUGUUGCAGAGGUUCUUGCCGCAUUUUGGGGGCCCUCGGGUGCAGCUUCACGUACCGGAGGAGACCCCUAGCUGCCCCCUGCGGCGAAGGCAUCCAGAGUCCUCUGCUGCUAGGGGGCCCUCUAUAUCGGGGGUUUGGCUGCUGGGGAUCUCUUCAGUUAUUCGGGAGGCUCAUGGCGGGAAAGUUCGUUGCCUCUCGUUUUGCGUUCACGACUCCAGGGUGCUGCUCUCAGCAGGCGACACUGCGGCAGGAGCAGCGGGGAGUAGAGGCCUUCUGUUGCCUAUGCCCGCUUGCGGCAGCAGCAAGCUGAAGCUUUGGUUUCAAGACUCCGAAGCCAUACAACCGUUCCCCAUCCUCGAGAUCUUUCUAGAGGGCCUCGUAAGUCACGUCAAUGCUGUGGAGCAGACUUACUGGGGAGUUGCUGCUCGCGCACAGCUGGAGGAGGCCCUGCGGAGCGUCCUAUGCGCCGCCUGUAGGGGCCCUUAA